AGCUGCUGUAUCAGGAUGUGUUCUCAGUAUGGGAGGUGAUCUGGGCGGCUCCUCAUAUCUCCUCUCAGCACUUCGUCCUGUUCUUGGCCCUGGCCCUGGUAGAGGUCUACAGAGAGAUCAUCAGAGAUAAUACCAUGGACUUCACUGACAUCAUCAAGUUCUUCAACGAGAUGGCAGAACGUCAUGACGUGCAGCACAUCCUUCAGAUCGCUAGAGAGCUGGUGCACAAGGUCCAGUCUCUCAUCGAGAACAAGUGAUGAGGAGGAGGACGAAGAGAGGAGGAUGAGGAAGAGAGGAGCCAGAUGCCAUCACCCUUCGAUCCACCCUUCUGUCCUCCGCACCUAGCACAGCUUCCUCCCUCUCUUACCCCUCCAAAACCAGGGGAAGAGACAAAGACAUGGGCCCUCCAGCCCUCUCUCCCUCCUGGCCUCUAACCCUCAAUCCCUCCAGCCUUCAGCCCGCCAGCCAGACCGGUGGAGGAUGAAGGCUCCAGGUGACCAUCCUUUUCUGGAUGCAGGAGAGAACAGUGGAAAGGAGAGGGAUGUUGGCUGGGCCCAGGUUUAGAUUUGGGUCCUGGUUCCUGGUCUAGGUCUGUUCCUAGUCUAGUUCCUGGUCUGGGUCUGGUCCUAGUCUAGUUCCUGGUCUGGGUCUGGUCCUAGUCUAGUUCCUGGUCUAGGUCCAUCACAGAGACCAGAGACCCCCUGACCUCUCCUUCUCAGAGACCCCCUGACCUCUCCAUCACAGAGAACCCCUGACCUCUCCUUCACAGAGAACCCCUGACCUCUCCUUCACAGAGACCCCCUGACCUCUCCAUCACAGAGCCCCUGACCUCUCCAUCACAGAGACCCUUGACCUCUCCAUCACAGAGACCCCUGACCUCUCCUUCACAGAGACCCUGACCUCUCCAUCACAGAGACCCCCUGACCUCUCCAUCACAGAGACCCCCUGACCUCUCCUUCACAGAGACCCCCUGACCUCUCCUUCACAGAGACCCCCUGACCUCUCCUUCACAGAGAACCCCUGACCUCUCCUUCACAGAGACCCCCUGACCUCUCCAUCACAGAGCCCCCUGACCUCUCCAUCACAGAGACCCUUGACCUCUCCAUCACAGAGACCCCUGACCUCUCCUUCACAGAGACCCCUGACCUCUCCAUCACAGAGACCCCCUGACCUCUCCAUCACAGAGACCCCCUGACCUCUCCAUCACAGAGACCCCUGACCUCUCCUUCACAGAGACCCCCUGACCUCUCCAUCAGAGACCCCCUGACCUCUCCUUCACAGAGACCCCCUGACCUCUCCUUCACAGAGACCCCCUGACCGCUCCUUCACAGAGACCCCCUGACCUCUCCAUCACAGAGACCCCCUGACCUCUCCAUCACAGAGACCCCCUGACCUCUCCAUCACAGAGACCCCUGAGCUCUCCUUCACAGAGACCCCCUGACCUCUCCUUCACAAAGACCCCCUGACCUCUCCAUCACAGAGACCCCCUGACCUCUCCAUCACAGAGACCCCCUGACCUCUCCAUCACAGAGACCCAAGUAUUUGUUACCAGUCAGUGAUUGAGAUUCCUCUCAGUGUUGAUUCGGACGAUGGGCUAAAUGCGACGUGUGAUAUAUGUGUGACUUCAUCAAGUGUGACUUUGCUUUAGUGACACAACUUUAGAGUGUGAAUGACCAAGUAAGCCAGUAGCACAGAGACUGGGUACAGUACAGUGUAUAAAUACCGGGGUGCUCAGUGCACUACCAGUAGAGGCCUCUAGAGGGCCCUAGCCACUCACACAGGCUAUUAUGGAUUCCCCUUACAGAGGAGCAGAAGAGUUAAGAAGCCACGAAGAAGAAGCCUUCGUCUGUGACCAAAUUGACUGUGCCAACUUUCAGACCUUUUCAUUAAGUAUUUAUAUGAUCAGCCUUGAAACUUUGUCUUGUGGACCUGUUUUGAUUGGUUAAUAACCCUCUCUUCCUUUAGAAUGUUCCUCUCCCUAUAACCUUGCUUUAUGGUUUGUUAUUUUCUUCAAUUCCUCAGAUGUUGCCUUUAUUAUAUACCAAGUGUACUGUAUAUUCCAGCCUGAUCCACUUUGUUGUGAGUGUUGCCCUUGUUGGUCCAGUACCCAUCAAGCCCCCACCACUUCCCUAGUAGGGGCCAACACAGCUCUCCUUCGGGAGGUGGGCUUCGUUGAUUGGCAUAUAGCCUUUUCCUUCCCCUGUCGAAAUUCCAUUCUACGUUGUGCGCUAUUGACCACGACUGACCAAUGAACAUGACCAAAGUGAAAUUGAGUCAAAUGAUGAUAGCACAAAAAAAAAUCAUUAAAAAAAAGAUCAUAAUCCGAUUUUUAAAUGAUUAUGAUACUCCUGUAUGAGGUGAGACAUUGUUUGUGUCUUAAAUAGCACCCUAUUCCCUAUAUAGUGCACUACUUUUGACCAGGGCACCAUAGGGUGCCAUUUGGGACAUUUGACAUCCUUACUAGUCUCCAGUAGCUUCAAAUAAUAACCUGCACCCUUAUUUCCAAAAUGGCUGUCAUGGAGUGGUUUCCUACAGUUACCACACUGCCCAGUCUUCCCCGAUCCCGUGGUGUUGUGAAGAAAUCAGCUUCUUGAAAUGCAGAGUGCCCAUUACAGGGCGAUAGUAGUGUGGAAUGUUUCUAAAAUGGAACCUUAAUAAUUCCCUUUAUCCACGGGUUGCACAUUUCUUCACAAGUUUAGUUUUUGAAGGUCUGUUUUAUAGGAGUGAUGUCCAGCUGAGCGUUCUACUCGAGGCAGUCACAACGAGUGUCGGUGAGGAGCUAUUCUGACGUGCGUUACGGUAGCUUGGAAACACGAUUGGAUUUUCAAAAAGAGGGAAAUAAUUAGUAGGACGAGCUUUUGUCAUCAUUGUCAUGUCAUGCCAGAUUGACUUUAGAUACAGUAUAUCUUUAGCUAGCUAGCUAAUUUUGAGGGGAGAGCACCAACGUUUUUCCAGCUAACGUUAGCAUUGCUAGCUAUUUCUGACAAACUUUGCUAACUCACGGCAACAUUGCCAUCUCUAAAGUCAACUUGACAUCAUACUGAUGGCAAAGUUGUUUUAUACAAAUGAUUUGUCUACUUUAGCAAUGUCAUCGUAUUUCCAGGCCACUAUAGUGUAAAUUUGACUUAAAAAGUCAUUAGCCCCCCUUUUUCAGACUGAGCAUUAGGGAUCAGUCAGAAAACAAUAUGCUGGGGCAUAUUGAGUGACGGAAGGGCAACCCGUGAUUAGUGCACUACUUUUGACCAGAGCCCUGGUUCUCAACCUUUUUUCGUUACUGUACCAGCAAAGUACAUUUUCUUCUGCCCAGAGUACCCCUGAAGGACCUACCCCCUUAUGUGUAUUUCACCAGUAAGCGUAUGGGCUCAGGAGAAUGUAAGUAAUGUACCCCGUGUGAAUAGGCCAAGUAGCCCUAGUUGAGAACCACUGGUAAAGGGAAUGGGGUUCCAUUUCAAACAUACAUGGGUUUAAGUACAGUAGACGUCACAACACACGUGGUAGUUUAUGAUUGCAGUGUGAAGAAGGGGAAAAGUUUAGUAGCCUGGAAUCAUAACUUAUUUUGUGAUAUUUAACUGCUGUUACAAUGUUGGGUGCAGCGUUUCAGUCUGGUUCAACCAGGCUAGAUUUGAGGCCCUUAGGAGAGCUAUUUUCUUCCAAUCAGGACCAUGUGUACCAAAGCCUCAAAAACAGCCUGGCCCUGAGGUAUGACGACAAGGUGCAAUUUCAUACCGUAUCGCAAAGACUGUUUAUUAGGUGUACAAUAUUUUUUUAAACCACGCUGUUUAAUUCUAGAUUAUAACUACUGUGCAAUUUCUGUUUUGACUAUCGAUGUAAUCUCUCACAUCUAUAAUGACUGCUGUAAAUAAAUAAACAAACCCCUCCCUCUCCAAAAAGCCCAAUAUUUCUAUGAGGACGGAAUAAGGAUAUAACGUAUUUUAAAGUGUAUUUUAAUACGUUUGGGUUUUAAAGCAGCGUGUAUUUGAGAAUGCUGAUUGCUGUGUAUAACAAUCCUGGUUACUGUGUUUAACUGAAUGCUGGUUACACUUUGUUGACUGUUAUGUUCUCUCAAUGUUGUGCACUGAUGGUGAAUAAGAAGAAAAAAUAUAUAUAAAAAAAUAAUUUCAAAAUUAUAUAUUUAUUUUGUUUUGAAAAGCCAACCAUUUGAAUUGCAGAUUAGGUAUUGUAUGUAUCUUUUGCCUUGAAUGUAAUGUAUUACUAAACACAGUUUAAUCCUUAUUAUUAAAACAUUUUAAUAACUGGGA
Molecule: messenger RNA, 4259 nt
Organism: Salmo salar (Atlantic salmon)
Lineage: Eukaryota; Metazoa; Chordata; Actinopteri; Salmoniformes; Salmonidae
Source: RefSeq, a predicted model, not a curated record